AUGCCCUCUCGUUGCGCGCAGUCGACUCUCCUCGCCCAUCGCCCUGGCGCUGGCCUUGAAACGCUCUCGCGGCUUCCUUCUUCACUCCCCUCCCAUUACCCACUUCGUCGCCUUUGCGCUCGCUCUGAGCCGCCCUCCCGUUGCCUAUCAUCUCUCCACUCCCAUCCCGUCGCCCUCGUGUUCCCCUCUCAUCUCGCCCUCGAAACGGGCUCUCCGUUUUUGCCGCCCUCUCUCAGGCCCAAACUCACGUUCUCCCCUUCCCCCGCCAUCGCGCUCACGUUCUCCCCUUCCCCCGUCAUCGCGCUCACGUUCUCCCCUUCCCCCGCCAUCGAGCUCACCUCACGUUCUCCCCUUCCCGUCACCAUCGAGCUCACGUUCUCCCCUUCCCCCGCCAUCGCGCUCACGUUCUCCCCUUCCCCCGCCAUUGAGCUCACGUUCUCCCCUUCCCCCGCCAUCGCGCUCAUCUUCUCCCAUCUUCGCACCACCUUCGCGCUCAUGGUCUCCCCUUCUAUCACCUUCGCGUUCAGAUACUCCCCUACCUUCUCCCAAGCACCACACGUUCUCCCCUCCCCUCGCCAUCGCGCUCAAGUUCUCCCGUCUUCGCAUCGCCUUCGCACGCAGAUUCUCCCCUCCCAUCUCCCUCGUUCUCACGUUCUCGUCUCUCAUCGCCUUCGCGCUCGCACCUCCCGUCCCUUCCUGUUGCCCUCGUGUUCUCCCGUCCCGUCCCGUCGCCUUCGCGCUCGCACCUCCCGUCCCUUACCGUCGCCCUCAUGCCGUCCCCUCCCCAAUGCCCCUCCCAUCACCCAACCAGUAACCUUUGCCCCCUUAUUCUCUCCCCUCGCGUCCGUGUUUCCGUCGGCCUCUCACUCUCCUCUUCCGACUCCUUGA
This is a messenger RNA of Closterium sp. Naga37s-1, 888 nucleotides long. The record is from the annotation of a GenBank genome assembly. Lineage: Eukaryota; Viridiplantae; Streptophyta; Zygnematophyceae; Desmidiales; Closteriaceae.